This is a messenger RNA of Cuscuta campestris, 1730 nucleotides long. NCBI's taxonomy places the organism in Eukaryota, Viridiplantae, Streptophyta, Magnoliopsida, Solanales, Convolvulaceae. The record is from the annotation of a GenBank genome assembly.
CCCAGUCCACCCUGACCCACCCAACUGACCCUAGUUAUUACCCCAAUGGCUCAAUUCCUCCGCUUGUAGCAAAAAUCGGAUAGAAGAAAAUAAAGCUUCCUAUAGAACACUAAGAAAUCGGACCGGAAGAAAGAAGUGAGCUGAGUCGCCGCCCGCAGCCUCCACCGCUAGACGGCGAGUCGCCAACCUGCACGGCUCCACCCUCCAGAUAUAAUUCAAUAUGACUCCUAAACAAUUAUCUGGUGGUCAAAAAAGAAAAAAGAGAAAAUGAGAUGAAGAAAUAAGAAAGUCUCAAGCCAGAGAUCUAUAUAAGUUUAUGAAACAUAAUGCUGAAGACGAAGAAGUAGAAGUAAAAGAAAUGGAAGAGCAAGAGCAUCUACACAUAGAGCAAGAACAUGUUGAAGAGGAAAAUUUUAGAGCCUUUUAGUAUAAUACUUUUAGGGUCUUUUUUCUGUAUCGCCCAGGCUGAUAAUCCUCGGGACCAGCCCUGGUACUCUCCUUCCAUGUUUUCUCCAUUCACCCUCAAUUGUGUUUUCUACCUUUGACCAACCCCAUCCAUCAAUUCUCCCUCUAUCUCGUUCCAAGCAGCAAAUCAAGGCCAUAAAUAGUUACCAAGAGAUGAGAAGUAGCGGAAGCAAGCUAAAAGGAUUGUCCCACUCAAUACUCCUUCCAAGUCCAUUUUACAUCAUUUCAAGUGGAUCCACUUCGAGGCAAAUGCCCCCAAUUAAUUUUUUGUAAUAAAGCUUAAAAAUUUUGGAAAGCUGUAAGUCCGUAUUCUGUAACGGUCUCUUCAUUUAUCUUCCCCACUCUUAGAAAAUUCUUGAUGAAAAUGCACGGCUCGCUUGCACAUCAGAUCCGAAUGCAAAGCUUAAUUUGUGGUCCAAAUUUCUUGUACAAAUCUAGUAAAAACCCAAGACAAUCUCCCAUUUCACUCAAUAGAUCGUCCUUACUUUGGCACUCCUUGCGUCCUUGUCUCCAUAACUUUCAAUUCAAAACCAAUACGAAGAGGAGUUCAAUCGUCUCUGCUUCGAACAGGAAAAGGAGAUCCAUUGGGUCUUCGAGAUCAACUAAGAUCCUGCUGGAAUCGGCGUACUUGGUAGCAUCCUGGCUCAAAAUUCUUCCAGAGCCUUUGGACCUUCUGAUAAGGGAAUUUUGUGGUGGAGAUGGGGGCCGCGGUUUCUUCUCCAGGGGGCGUGGAGGGGGGGAUGGUUCCGGUGGGAAGAGGAAAUGGGAUUGGAUUGUUUUGGGAGUGUUGGUGGUUAUUGGAUUCGCCGUCUUGUCAUUGGCAUUGUGGAGAGAAGUUGAUUUAGGUAUUGCAGUUUUGGGCUUGAUCUUGUUUUUUCUUUCGGUUAGUGUGUGGAGAAGAAGGGUCUUGGAUUGGGUUUUGGGGUUCUGCUGUUGUGCGUUGGGAGGUUUUGUGUUCAAUGAAGAUUUGCAGAGAGGGUUCAAGUUUCCUGAGACAAUGAAGACCGGCAAGCGAAGGAAAAGAAGAUGAUGGUCUUCGCUCUUGAGAGAGAGGGGAGUUCCACAGAUUAAAGGUUUGUUUGCAAUUCUUCUUCUUUUUUUUUAUUUAUGAAGAUGAUAUUUUGAUCUUAAGGUGUUUGCUAAUAUUCCUCUUUGAAAUGGAAUGUACCAAAGGAGUUGAUGGCUAGAAGCUCCUUGUAAUUUGAUUGAGAUUGCUGAUUUCCUGACACAACUCACAAGUGGUUACUAGGGCCUUUUAGUUUUUA